AGUCCAGUGAUCCCAUUGCAUUGCGGCCAACGAAGUCAUCUUGAGAGGGUCAGUUAACACUAUUUAACAGAGAAAAAUAUCAAUUCUUGUGACUUUCUUGAAUUCUUUUUCACCACUCUUUCUUUCCUUCACUUCCUGAGGACGAUCUACACACGAUGACCAAGACAAUCUUCAUGUUUAUUUGCCUGGCAUUUGCCUUUUUCUGUCUAGCAGAAUCCAGGACCAUUUCAAUGUAUGAUUUGGAACCUGCAACUUUGAUAAAAUCGAGUUCAAAAAAGCUCGGCGGUCCUCCUAUUUUCCACAAUUGCAGUAAAGCGACAGAUACAUUUGAGCUGACGAGGGUUGCUGUUGGGGGAUGUACUGCGCCACCCUGCCCUCUAAUCAAAGGAAAAAAUGUCUCGGUGGAGAUUGACUUCAUAGCUCGUGUUGCAACAUCCCAAAUCAAAUCUGAGGUUUAUGGCCAGAUAGCAGGCGUGAAGGUUCCGUUCCCCAUCAGUAACGACGAUGCAUGCAGUAGCUGCAAUGUCAAGUGCCCCACCGUAGUAGGACAAUCAUACGCAUACAAAUACAGUCUAGAAGUUAAAGAGGAGUACCCUUCGAUGACGCUGGCUGUGUUUUGGUACUUUGAAGGUCCAAAUGGAGAAGAGCUGUGUAUGGAUGUUGCUGCCCAGAUCAAGUCUGCGUAGCCAUACAAUACCGGUCCGGCCAGUAUCGAUGUUCUGACCCAUUUUUCAAUCUUUACCCACAAUAUUUUUUCUUCUCUUUUAAUGUAAGUGAUUAAUAGAUCUGCAUUAAUCCUUUUCUGGGGGGGUAGUAUCUAUGAUUUCUUCAAUGGAUCACAUCGACUUGGGUAUGAGUCAGUAUGAUUUAAAAUUAUUGAAGAUAUGGUGUUUUCUUUUAAAUGAUUAAAGAGCCAGUCUACAUCACUAAUCACAAAUCUUUGCUUAAGAUAUUCAGGUUCCAUCUGAACCGUGAUUAAAAUUUCUGUUGUUUUUGUGGAUGAUGAUGGAGUGUAGAUGUUCGAUUUUCAUCUGAAAUUUUUACUAAAUAUUAUAGCUAAAAUGGCUAUCUGUACGUUUUCCAUCGUGUGGGAUUUAUGUUGCAUCUAGCACUAAGACCAGUUCAAGACAAUCUUUCUCCGUCAAUGUUGUUUGCUAUCAAUAUACCGUGCUAAUGUCAUUGAUACAUAUCUGCGUUCUGUAAAAUAUACAAAUAUCAACAAGCAUUUCAUACACAAGCAAGCAUUUCAGGAAGGUUGGUCAUGUUUUAUCAAGACUUCAACUUUCUUAAAUAUUUAACAUUCUGUAGGUGAACUAUUAUAUUAUGAACUUGCAUUUUUUUUUUGUAAUCUGUGGAUAUUGUCAUUGUUAUUAAUUAGGGACAGUGUAUUUAAAAUGUGUAUGUAACUAUUUAUCAACUGCAAAUAAUUAUACAAUGUUUAUUCUACUAGAGCUUUAUAUCGUGAUGCUUGUUGAAGUACUUCUUUUCUGUUUGUAGUGCAGAAAUUGUUUGAUAAAUUUUAAUGUAGUGAUCACUCAGGAGGAUGUUAGCGCAAAAUAUCUUCUACUUAUUUCAUUUGUUGUGUACAAAUUAUGAAGUGAAGAAAAAUAAAAUGAGGAAUGAUUUCCCAUGAGUUGUUUUUUAUACUAAAACAUAAGACAUAUUUUUCUACUUUAUACUGUGGAUGUGCUCAUUUUCUAUUGAUAUUUGGAAGAGAAAAAAAGUUUAGUUCUGUAAUGGUUUCAGAAAAUUUGUGAUGUCUCAUUCAUGUUUUUCAAUGUAAAAAAAGUUUGGAAAGCUUCAUUUUGAUAUUGAGAUUUAUUUGGGGAAUAGAGGUUAGGGGUUUGUCCUGAUGAGUGGGCAGUGAUUGGGGCGGGGUGCCUAUAGUGUACUAGUCUCCCCCCUUCCCAUUCCGGAACUUACAUGUUCAUCCAUAUCCAUGUACCAAGGUUGCUUGAAAUCUAAUAUAAAUCCUAUUUUAUUUGUUGCAUCUGCUAUGGUAUGAGUUUGGGUACAUGCAAUAUUCCCUGGUAUAGAUGGCUCAUACAGUAUAUCCAUCUACAUGUAAUUAUCAAUUGUUCCGUCAGUACCAAGUCCACACGUUGUAAAGACAAUGGUCAAGGAUUGUCAUUGGUUGUGGGCGGUUUCGAUGGUUUAAUGAUUAAUUGUUCAAACCUGUAAUUAAUCUUCUUCACCUGAUUGUUGCAAAGUCCGAUUCCGUGAUUAAGUGGGUCAUAAUGAGUUAUCUGGAGUUGAAACCGCAUGAGAUCAGUAUCCCUUGGUGUGAAGUGCUUGUCAUCUUCCGGCUGUUGGUCUCCCUGUAGCACCCAACUCAAGUCAUCAUACAGAGAUCCCCCCCCCCGCCAUCCUUCUGCUCUUUUUAUUCAGGAUUUCUUUCAAAUUCAGGACUGGUCGAAGUCUUUUUGUGUGUAUGUACAUGUAUACCUGGGGAGUGUUUCAUCAACAUUUUCAUCCAAUAAGUUGUCAGAUCUGAUAUCUUUCUCUGAUGUUGAUUGGCUGAGAGGUACUGUUACUAUGGUAACUGUCGGAUAAAAUGGGACUUGUCGAAUAAAACGUCCGACAAGUCCUUUCAUGAAACGCUCCCCUGAACAUGGGUUGAAAAAGGAAAGUGAGAAAUUAAAUCUUAUGAAACAAUUCAUUAGAACAUGCAUGUACUUAAUGUUUUGAAUACUUUGAUAAAAGGCAUGAAAUCCCACUGGUUCAGGAGCAUUAUCCCUCCCCCCCUCCUUAUGAACCUUUGUUUUGUUUUGUUUUUUUUAACUUAAUCUCGCAACACUUAGACAAAACUUCAGACAUUCUUCUAAAACAUCCCUUAUAUUUAAACUCUCUUCUACCAAGAUUUAUUACUUGGUUUGUAUCUACAUUGGUCUUAUGAAACAUGUCUUUUCCUGUUCUUUAAAAAAAACACCUUAAAACUACAAUCCUUGUAAUUCACUUUAUUAGCAGAAUUCAGAAUUUGGAUGACAGAAGCAGUAUUGUGUUCAGUUCUGAAAAAAAUGAUGGAUUUUCAACCAGACCCAUUAUUUAUAGAAUGACUUGCCAUUUUCAUAUAAAUGUAAGUAAUUAUGUAUGCAUUCCCCAUGUUCUUAAUUUCUUUCUUUUCUUUUUUUAUUCGGCUGUUUUCAAAGGAGUGAUAAAAAUGCUUGCAUGGUAUUCACAGGCUACUAUAAAAACUUGUACUUUGAUUUCUUCACGCUGUAGCUCUAUGUGAUCAGUGAUCAGGAUUAUUCACUGUAUUUUCUAUUCUAGAUUUUUCCAAUGUACACUUUGUAUAAAUUGCUUUGUAAGACACGUUUCGGCAUUGCUUUGUGACAUGGACAUAAUUGAAUAUCAGGUGAAAAUAAAAAGAUUAA
This is a messenger RNA of Lytechinus variegatus (green sea urchin), 3374 nucleotides long. It is a transcript of the gene npc2, whose product is annotated as NPC intracellular cholesterol transporter 2 homolog a-like. Gene Ontology annotation, molecular function: sterol binding. The coding region runs from base 156 to 686 and encodes 176 amino acids. The transcript is spliced from 4 exons. Lineage: Eukaryota; Metazoa; Echinodermata; Echinoidea; Temnopleuroida; Toxopneustidae. Gene Ontology annotation, biological process: sterol transport. The record is from RefSeq and is a predicted model, not a curated record.